CAGGUCCUCCCCAUCCCCGAGCUGGUUCCCUUCCGCCUGACCCCUCAGCUGCUGGGGGCGCUGCAGCCGCAUGCGGGCAGGCAGCUGCUGGCACCCGGGCUGGCGGCGGCACUGGGGGCGGCGUGCGGGGCGCGGCAGCUGCUGGGGGCCAUACUGGAGGUCUUCCUUCGUGAGCCGGUUGCCGACUGGCAGGACGAGGCCAUGCGGCUGCGGGGAGGACAGAAGCACCCCCAGCAGCCCGGAGGUGGCUGUGGGGGGGCGGGUAACGGAGGCGAUGGCAAUGGCGGCAACGGGGACGGCGGAGGGGACAGCGGCGCACCGGAGGAUGCGGGGCUGGAGGAGGAGGGCGGCGAUGAGGGCCAGGCACUGGCCGCCAAGCUGGCACGUAGCAGGGUCGCCACCGCGCUUCAGAAGCUGUCCCGCCGCCACCCCUCGCUCAUCACGCUGGACGAGCUGGCAGCCCGGCACGCAGCGCUGCCACACUUCCCCGCGCUGCGGGAGGUGGUGCGGGGCAGCGCGCGGGGGCACGGGACCUACAGGGGCAGGGAGGAGCUGCUGCAGCGUGACGGCCCGCUGUCCCCCGCUGAGCUGGCGGGCUGCCUGCUGGAUCAGGCCACCGACCCCAACCUGCUGGGACGUAUGUACCUGGGCUGGAGGCCCUACCUGUGAUGAGAG
Molecule: messenger RNA, 675 nt
Organism: Astrephomene gubernaculifera
Lineage: Eukaryota; Viridiplantae; Chlorophyta; Chlorophyceae; Chlamydomonadales; Astrephomenaceae
Source: the annotation of a GenBank genome assembly